Molecule: messenger RNA, 1410 nt
Organism: Budorcas taxicolor (takin)
Lineage: Eukaryota; Metazoa; Chordata; Mammalia; Artiodactyla; Bovidae
Gene: DDI1
Product: DNA damage inducible 1 homolog 1
Biological process (GO): proteolysis
Molecular function (GO): aspartic-type endopeptidase activity; protein binding
Source: RefSeq, a predicted model, not a curated record
AUGGACUUUGGAACACAAAUGCGCCUGUAGGGUUCCAUGAAGCCAAGCAGCAGGCACCGAGGCUGGCAGACGGCCCCCAGACCGGUGAGUGGCUGCAUCUCCGAAUGCGCAAGACACUACGUCACCAGAAGCAGCCCAGCCAUCCACGGAGACCAGCUCCAGUCAAGCCAGCGAGCUGCCCGAUGCCCUCUGUCCAUUCGGCCCUCCCGGGCCCAGGCCAUGCUGCUCACAGUCUAUUGCGUGCGGAGGGACCUCUCCGAGGCCACCUUCUCCCUGCAGGUCAGGCCCGACUUUGAGCUUCACAACUUCCGUGUGCUCUGUGAGCUGGAGUCUGGCAUCCCCGCCGAGGAGACCCAAAUCGUCUACAUGGAGCGGCUCCUCGUCGAAGAUCACUGCUCCCUGGGCUCCUUCGGCCUCAAGGACGGCGACAUGGUCAUUUUACUGCAGAAGGAGGCCGUACGGCCGUGCUCCCCCGAGCGGGCGGCUGGCCUCUGCCGCAUGGAGCCAGCGGGGCCUGCCCUGCCUGGGACGUCCAGCUCCCGGCCGCAUGAGCGUGCCCAGUCGGCCCAGCACUCCAGGCGCCACGGCUCUGGGGAGAAGGCAGGCCCGGGUCAAGGGCUGGACAGCCCGGCCCUGGUCCGGAGCAUGCUGCUGUCCAGCCCGCAUGACCUGUCCCUGCUGAAGGAGCGCAACCCUGCCCUGGCCGAAGCGCUGCUCAGUGGAAACCUGGAGAGGUUCUCCCAGGUCCUGAUGGAGCAGCGAAGGGAGAGGGCGCUGAGAGAGCAAGAGCGACUGCGCCUCUUCUCGGCUGACCCCUUCGAUCUGGAGGCCCAGGCCAAGAUCGAGGAGGAGAUCCGGCAGCAGAACAUCGAGGAGAACAUGACCAUAGCCAUGGAAGAGGCGCCGGAGAGCUUCGGCCAGGUGGCCAUGCUCUACAUCAACUGCAGGGUCAACGGGCAUCCUCUGAAGGCCUUUGUUGACUCGGGGGCCCAGAUGACCAUCAUGAACCAAGUCUGUGCCGAGAGAUGCAACAUCAUACGGCUGGUGGAUCGGCGGUGGGCUGGGGUCGCUAAAGGCGUGGGCACGCAGCGAAUUCUCGGCCGAGUCCACCUAGCGCAGAUUCAGAUCGAAGGCGACUUCCUACAGUGCUCUUUCUCUAUACUGGAGGAGCAGCCCAUGGACAUGCUUCUCGGGCUGGAUAUGCUCAGGAGACAUCAGUGUUCCAUUGACCUUAAGAGAAAUGUGCUGGUGAUCGGCACAACUGGCACACAGACUUCCUUCCUUCCUGAAGGAGAGUUACCUCCAUGUGCUAAGUUGGUAAGUGGGAUGGGACCAGAGGAGUCUUCAGAUAAGGAAAUAGCAAAUGCUAUUAAACAUUCAGUCAUGGAUUCGGGGCGGAGAAAGCACUGA